This is a messenger RNA of Synchiropus splendidus (mandarinfish), 1471 nucleotides long. It is a transcript of the gene dusp14, whose product is annotated as dual specificity phosphatase 14. Gene Ontology annotation, cellular component: cytoplasm. Lineage: Eukaryota; Metazoa; Chordata; Actinopteri; Syngnathiformes; Callionymidae. Bases 219 to 860 code for a protein of 213 amino acids. The transcript is spliced from 2 exons. The record is from RefSeq and is a predicted model, not a curated record. Gene Ontology annotation, molecular function: MAP kinase tyrosine/serine/threonine phosphatase activity. Gene Ontology annotation, biological process: protein dephosphorylation.
CUGCUCCGAGCUCCUGCUCCACACUUCCACACCAUGUUGUUGCGCGGCGCGGCGGGUUUGCCUCCAUCUCUGCCGUCGGCACUGCCUCGCGCGCGGAUCCUCGGACACUGACGGAACCAGAACCUUCGACUGGUCCACCUCCGCUGACGGGUGCUGCCCUGCUGACAUGAGCUCCUGAAGAUCCCAACAUCUCGCUCUGAAGGUCUCUCGAGUCCCAGAUGGGUUCCCGCAGCCAAGGAUUCUUCCACCACCACCACCACCAUCACCACCAUCAACGCAGCUCCAUGGUGCCAGCGACGGUGCCGAGGCUGCUGCCGGAGAGCAGCAGUCUGCUGGGCGGCAUCGCGCAGAUCACCCCCAACCUGUUCCUCAGCCGAGGCAACGUGGCGUCCAACCGCAGCCUGCUCUUGUCCAAAGGCAUCACCUGCGUGGUCAACGCCACCAUCGAGCUGCCCAACUUCAACUGGCCACACAUGGAGUAUGUGAAGGUGCCGCUGGCCGACAUGCCGCACUCGCCCAUCUCCCUCUACUUUGACAGCGUGGCCGACAAGAUUCACAGUGUGGGGAGGAAACGGGGCGCGGUGCUGGUGCACUGCGCCGCCGGCGUGAGCCGCUCGGCCUCGCUCUGCCUGGCUUACCUCAUGAAGUACCACCGGGUGUCUCUGGCCGAGGCGCACGCCUGGGUCAAAGCCCGUCGCCCCGUCAUCCGGCCCAACGGAGGCUUCUGGCGGCAGUUGAUCGAGUACGAGAGGAAGCUGUUUGGCAGAAGCUCGGUGAAGAUGGUGCAGACGCCUUACGGGGUCAUACCCGACGUUUACGAGAGAGACCGCAGGGGUCUGGCUCCGUACUGGGGCCUGUGAGGGGCGGAGGAGGAGGAGGACACCUUUGGACUGCAGGCUCGCUACAGGAGUAUUGGAAGCCAUCAGUGUGAAGGUGGAGCGAGGAGAUGGCACUGGAUCCACCGAACCUCCAUGCAACCUUGGUGCUGCCAGAGACUACAUCUCAGUGGACUCCCUGUCCUGACAGGACGUCGUGUGCUGAUGUUGUGCCAGUUAUCUGUCGUGUCGAGAGCGUCAGCAUGCAGUCAGUCUAUGGUAGCAGUGAAAACAAGUGAUCAGAAAAAAAAACCUGAACAAAUAGUUCAUUAGCAAAGUGUUGGAUCGUGCAGUCCCUCCAGGGUUGGUGGCGCCAAAGCAGCGUCCAGUGGGGCAAAAACCUGGGUGACCUCUGUUGACUGGCUGCGAGGGUUCAGGUCGCUAGCUCCUGGCAGGAUUGCAGAUGCGCCACUUCAACAUUUAAAGAUGUUUUAUCUACCUUUUGAGGGUAGAGAAGUACAUAUGGAGGAAGUUCCUGUGUAACACAGGGUCGACUGCUCCAUCCUGUGGACACACUAUGUUGUUGUAGUGAUACUUGAUGAUGUAAUAAAAACAUGUCUAAGGGACCGCGAGCUUCUGGAGCAACUCUUCUUGUG